AUGGACAGAAUUUAAAAGGGAUAUGGAUAAGGUGAGGAGGAAGGCACACAGAAAAGGAAAGCAGAACCAGAGAAACGACACCAUGAAGCUCCAGACUGCCCUUCUGUUGGUCUGUCUAUUCAGAACAAGCUUUGCUCUUCCAUUGCAGAUUGGAAUUCUUGCAAGCAACAGCAAUGAGAUCCUAAGACUGAAUGGAUUAACUCUUGCAAGUCUUGGACAAACACAGGGGUCUUCAAUAUUACCCCAGUAUGUGCUGCAGCAGCAGCAGCCUGAGGUGCUGCUCACUCCACAGGUGGUGAACUUGAACCCGCAAAUGGCCGGUCCCUUCAAUCCCCAGGGGCCCCAGCUGUUUCUCCCCACCCAGGGAAACCAGUUUACUCCUGUGCUCAUCCCCAACGGCCAGCAAGAGCAGCUUGGACCUCCACAGGACCCCAACGCUCCUAAUGUCCCCCAGCAGGCCCAAAAUCCUUUUCAGAUGUUUCCACAUUUCCAGUACCCAUCUUAUGGAUUUCCUCAGUUUCCCAGACAGCAGGGCUUCCCUCACUUUGUGCCUCCUUACGGCUACCCCCAGCAGAGGAACACUAUGGUGCUGCAGCCCAACAACCGUCAGCAAACCGUGGAGAGAACCACACAGAGACCACAGCUCCCUCUGCAGGCUUCCCAGCCUAAGGUGCAAACAGAGAAAACAUGGCCACUGGGGACACAGAAAGAGUCUACUACAAUUCCUCCUGAUCCUCGUGGCGACACAUCUGGCCCAGGAAUUGAUGAGGGUCACUCCAACUUCCCUUUCCUGUUUGAGCCAUAGAAUUCACCGUGGAAAUAACAACAAGGUGAUCAGGCAAAAAAAUAUUUUUGUGUUUGGCCACAGUCACUCAUUGUUCUGCUAAAUGUACUGGACUGUGUCAUUCUUCCAAAUGCAAUAUAUUUGUACUCAAUUCUUUUUAUAUUACACUGAAACUGUCUUGCUUGUUUCAGGAAUCUCACAACAUGUCAAAUAAAGAACUUUGCCAAAGUAA
Messenger RNA from Siniperca chuatsi (mandarin fish), 1016 nucleotides. It is a transcript of the gene odam, whose product is annotated as odontogenic, ameloblast associated. The record is from RefSeq and is a predicted model, not a curated record. Bases 23 to 805 code for a protein of 260 amino acids. NCBI's taxonomy places the organism in Eukaryota, Metazoa, Chordata, Actinopteri, Centrarchiformes, Sinipercidae. The transcript has 10 exons.